Drosophila obscura is the source of this 889-nucleotide messenger RNA. RefSeq lists its product as uncharacterized. The transcript has 2 exons. Bases 87 to 791 code for a protein of 234 amino acids. NCBI's taxonomy places the organism in Eukaryota, Metazoa, Arthropoda, Insecta, Diptera, Drosophilidae. The record is from RefSeq and is a predicted model, not a curated record.
CUGUUUGCCUACAUAAUACAUAGGUGUGGCAACGCUCUGCUGCACUUUAAUUUAUUUCACGGCAAAAUAAUUUUGUUUAUUGCAAAAUGCAAGAGUUUUCGGCCAAGCGCAAUGCACUCUUCGCGUGCCUCGACGACGCCAGCAAAGAGCUCAAGGGUACGGCCCUGGAUCAGAGCAAGGCCAAGUCGUACACGGUGAAUGCCCUCGAACGAGCAGGAGGCGACGCCGGAUAUGGACAGGUCAUGCACUAUCGCCAUGGCCGCAGCAUUGAUUGUGGCACUGAGCCCGAUGCGGGCCAACUGAAGCGCAUGAGGGGCAAGGAGAGUAUAUUCAAGAAGCCGGAAAUGCCGAUUGGACGCUGCCUGAAGCCCCGCAAGACGCCCGACUAUCAGAUGAACCCGCACAAGUGGAAAAAGUAUUCACUGGAAGAUGUGGACAUAUCCGAUCAAAGCAACUCCAGCGCCGCCUUGUCUUUUCUGCGCGAAAUGGAUGCCCAACGCCAGACGGAGCCAGGAGAAGACGAUGCAGCAAUGGAAGCGGCAGGCAAAAUUGAAUUCAAAAAGAAGAGCAAACUGAAUCGCAAUCUCAAGAAACUGCAGGCCGACGAAGUGGCCGAUGUGGAGCUGGACAAGCCCCAGCUAAGGGGCUCCAAACUGGUGAUGCCCGAGUACAUCAUUGGCCAGAAGCCGCAGAAGCAAAAGAAAUCGAAGCCCAAGGAAAAUCAAAAUCGUGCUGCUGGCAAACUGCAGCUGUCCCACCUGGAGGAAGAGGAUAAUGAUGACGUGGCAUAGGCCCCUCGCCUAGACUGUAGAUAUAGAUUUUAAAUUAAUUAAAUAGUUUGUAAAUAUAGUUUCCCCACCCGAUUUCGUAUCUAAAUUGGGCCAAAAUC